AUUGACCAACAUCAGUAAAAGCCAGAACUGUUUUCAUCAUAACUAUUUACAUCACUAACAACCAGAAACAAAUCUCUAUAUAACUUCCAAAUAUACAAGAUUAUAUAUAAACAAGAACUGCUUGUUUGUCCUAACAUACAAAUGCGAGUUGUUUGCCAGAACCAUCACCUCUAACAUUACAUCUGAAAAGCCUAGGUAGUGAAUUAAUAGCGUUUGCAAAUGAAGUUGAGUUCAGAAAACAUAUACCACACUAAAUAUAAACCAUUCAGGACAUAGAGUUGUCCUAGAUAGUAGAAUAAUAUGUAACUUAUAUAAAACAAGGAAACAAUAACUCUAUGUCCGAAUUCUAUAUAUAUGGUAAUUGAUAACUUAGCUAGGCAAAGAGGGUUUCUCAAUCCUAAAUAUUGUCACAAAAAAGAUGCUAGAAAGGAUUCAAAGUAGAUCAUAUGCACUGAGAAAAGAAGAGAAGAAGAAGAAAAAGAGCAACAGAAAGGAAUUUGGUGACUUCCAUUUGCCUAUUUUGGCAAGCUGUAGGACAUGGUGACACAAUAAAACAGAUACAUAGAUAUCAGAGAAUCAUUGAAGACAUUGCCCUGGCAACCAGAGUCCAACAUACUAUGAACUAGUCACUAGCCAUGUAGAAGUCAAUGAUUCCAACUGAUGCUGGAUGACAACUUUCAAAACUUUUAAACAAGAGAGCGCAUGCUUGUAUAAGAUCAUGAAAAAUGCUAAAGUGAUCCAGUAAACAAGCAAACUUAGAAGAACAAUGCAAAGCAAAAGAACAGUGCCACCCCUCAUUGUUUAAAACUGGAGAAUGGAAGGUAGAUGUUGUACGGUACUGAAAAGACAAACUGCAAUAUAGGAUUAAACCAUAAGAAGAAUGGGAAAUGUAUCUGCUGUUUUCAUGUUCCCCCCGCUCACCUUUUUUUUUUUUUUUACUCGAGAGAAUAUAUUCCCAUUUAGCAUUGUAGAGCAUCUAAAACAUUUAACACUAGAAACCAGAAGAAUCAACCAUAAGGGACACAUGACCAACGUCAUGCGUGCUGUUAAAUAAAGUGCUGGAUACUCUAGAAAUGAGGUGAUGCUAAAUGAAGACGUAUCACUGAUGAUGCUAAAUGAAGUCCACAAUGUGACUGUAGCUUAUUAGCAUCGUGAUGAAUACUGGGUGUCCAAGAUGCAGGAAUUUCUGAAAAGACCUUCAUAUACAGCAAUCUCAAUAAACUUUCUGACAACAAAAAGGAGAUUGUAAAGGAAGCAUACGGAACAGACUCAAAUGAUGUAAUAAGAAUAGACAUGUUCUUGUUUGCUUGGAAAGCAAAUGUCUGCCAAAAAAUGUUCCCCAGGAAACCAAGAAAUGGUAAAAUAAAUUCCUUAGAGAAUAAGUUUUAAGUGACUGC
Rubroshorea leprosula is the source of this 1397-nucleotide messenger RNA. The record is from the annotation of a GenBank genome assembly. Lineage: Eukaryota; Viridiplantae; Streptophyta; Magnoliopsida; Malvales; Dipterocarpaceae.